Theobroma cacao (cacao) is the source of this 1953-nucleotide messenger RNA. RefSeq names its product Phototropic-responsive NPH3 family protein. The record is from RefSeq and is a predicted model, not a curated record. Gene Ontology annotation, molecular function: protein binding. NCBI's taxonomy places the organism in Eukaryota, Viridiplantae, Streptophyta, Magnoliopsida, Malvales, Malvaceae.
CAAAAUCCCAAAAACCCUAGUGGCUAGCUAGUGCAAGUGACAAUAAACAAACAAACAAACAAAAACCAAAACUGCUUUGAUAACAUUCCUCAAAGGAGCAGCAAACAAAAAACAAUGAAGCCUUGGGGAAAUUUAGGAGUAGUGGAAACCAUCUAUGAAGAAGAAUAUGAGUACUCUUCUAACUCCCCUUCUCUUUCUCCUUCAGUUCUCUCUUCUCCUCCUACACCACUCCAUUCAAGAGUAGAGGCUUGGUCAUCGGCAAUGGGGAGAAAAACUGACGUGUUGAUACAUGUCCAUGGAACAGCUUUUCACCUUCACAAGGAUCCUCUGUCGUCCAGGAGCACCUAUUUAAGGCGGCAACUAACGGAACAAUCUGAAUUAACGUUAUCCCGGCCGUUAAACAUAACGGCCGAAACGUUCUCUCUCGUUGCCGAAUUCUGUUACGGGACCCACCUCCUCGUAACGCCGUUCAACGUCGCCUCCCUCCUGUUAGCAUCGGAACUCCUCGGGAUGACGGAGACCAAAGGUGACGGCGACCAGAACUUGAAGCAGAUAACGGAGGGUUACUUCCGUCGAUUCGUCGCCGUGAACGGAGAGUACGCGGCGAUUGUUUUCAGGUCUUGCCUGGCACUGCUUCCGGAAGCGGAAACAACGGCUUUCCUUGUUAGUAGAUGCGUGGAGGUUAUGAAUUCGUCGGACGAUGGUGACGGCGUAGACGUUUACUUUGACGACGUUGUUUCUUUGCACGCCGAGGAUUUUAAAAUCGUGGCCGAGUCUAUGCACCAACGAUUUGAGUACCACGAUUUGCUCUAUAGGAUCGUUGAUUUUUAUCUCGAGGAGCAUAAUGGGAAGAUAACGGAGGAACAGAAGACCCAGAUAUGUAAUUCCAUUGACUGCAACAAGCUCUCACCUCAGCUCCUCCUACAUGCAGUGCAAAACCCUAGAAUGCCUUUGCGCUUCGUAGUCCGAGCCAUGUUGGUGGAACAACUCAACACCCGCCGCUCCAUUUUCUCAGCUGCCAAUCACUAUUCUUCUCGUCCGCAUCGCCCUGCUAGAGACAACAUCACCCUUGGGGCAAUCCUCCAGCGCGAUGCCACAAUGCGUGAAACUGCUCAACUCAAGGCAGCAAUGGACGCCACGAGCUCCCGUAUCCAAACCCUGGAAAAACAGCUGCAUUGCAUGAAGAAGAUCUUGCAAGAUUCUGAUCAUAACGGAGGAGUUGGCGCUGGGUCUAGAGAUGUGUUGGGAUCAGGCAGGUCAGCUAGUUUCCAUUACGGUUCAGGGAAUACGAUUGAAAGAGCAGAUAGAGGAGCUUCCUCUUCCGCGAGUUUUCGGUUUAGUCGUCCAGAAGAUAAAGCAUUUGGAUCAUCAUCAUCGGAGAAUUCAUGCGUCGACAGUCCUAGAAUCAAGAAAAACAUCGGGCAGAGGUUGAUUGAAGGGCUAAAGAGCGCAUUACGGGUACCAAACUCUUCAACCAAGAAUGGCUCUGCUAAGAAAAUUUCAAGCAAGGGAGAAAAUGGAACACUCUAUUUCAAUCAAUGAUGAUCUUAACUUUUCAAAGUAAGAUUCAUCCUCUCUCCAUUACCGCACAACUAAUCAGGCAAACGAUACAUAUAUGCACUCCCAAACUCUCAGUUUAUAGUCUUACAAAGCAUUUCUUACCCAUCAACCAUUUUCAUUAAGCACCGGAAUCCAUUAACCAUCGAUCAUAUAUUAGAUAAUAUGGAGGACGGAUUCUGAUCGUUCACUUUAAUCAAGUUAACAUGAUUAACGGUUGAUGGCUUGGAGAUAUCCGAUGGGAGCAAUUAUUAGGGGCCCCAGUUCUUGAUUGAUAGAUACUAGCUAGCUAGUAGGCUUUGACUUUUAGCUAGCUUUCCUCAAAGGUAGAUUUUAAUGACUUAGCUUUCCACAUUUCAUGAUUGAAAUAGUCGAAUAGAAACAAGUUUGUUGAUU